AUGGUCGAGGGAAUUGGGGAAUAUGGUAGAGGGUACAAACCCCCUUCCAUGCAUGAACUAAGAACGCGGUUGCUUAAAUCCGAGCAUACAAACGGGAAAGAGCUUCUUCGUCUCGCGGUAACUCGCUUUGCCACUGCUUUCUUAACCCUUCAAAGCAUGUACAAACAAAAGAGGCCUCUUGAAAUCAUGUUUGCUUCUGAAGAAUGGGUUAGUUCUCCUCAAGAUAAAAAAGGUGAAGGAAAACUUAUUAAAAGAAUUGUUAUCAAUGAUCCCGAUUUUUUGCCGCAUGUAGCAUUUUGUGUUAAAAGCACUGUGCCCCUUGUUAGCGUCUUAAGGGAGGUUGAUUCUGAAAAGAGGCCGGCCAUGUGA
Molecule: messenger RNA, 369 nt
Organism: Striga hermonthica
Lineage: Eukaryota; Viridiplantae; Streptophyta; Magnoliopsida; Lamiales; Orobanchaceae
Source: the annotation of a GenBank genome assembly